AAAAAAAUAUACGUAUUAAAAUCUGUAUUCUAUGUAAACACACUAUCAUGGCCAUAGCAAGUUACUUUGUAAAUAUUUUUCAGUGUGUUGUUUUUGUUUAGGCGCCAUCUGUUGGACAAAUUGAAUCAUCACAUUAGGUUCGAAAUGCAAGUUCAACAUUUUUCUUUGCAUGAUCAAAUUUGUGUUACGUCUUCAUAAUGUACGGAAAAUGCAUUUAUUAUUUAAUAUUGAAGCCAAACGUAAUUAAUUCAGUUGGAUUUUGGUUCAAAAUAGUUGCCUGUGUAGUCAAUCCAAUAUUUUAAGAACUGCCACGAGGCUUCCUUUAAAGCUUGAUAUUGUUUCCAGGAAUAACUUAGAUUUCCACAUCCCUCAUUUGGCCGGAAAACGUCUGCUUACGUGCCAAAAAUGACACUGGCCUCAGUUUUAUACUAAAACGUUGUUUUUUCUUGAAGAAAGUAAACAUGCGUACAUUAUAAAUAUGCGCAACAUAAGUUAUUUGAAUUGCAUGAUAUGCAGAUUUUAUAUAUCGAUUGAAUAUGUGUCAGGCCAUCUGGAGUGUAUUACGAUCAGCCUGUGAAGACCUGCCUUUCCAGCAUCUUCUUUCGGAUACAGUCCCAGAAUUUUAAUUGAAUAACAUACCAGUUGCUUGGACCACCACUUUGCUCUGCCUCUGUUUCACCAGACUGUCUUUAGAUAAGAAGGGAAGUCUUUCAGUUUUACUACACAACUCACACUAAACUAGAAGAAAAGACGUUCUGAGUGCAAAAAAGACCAAAUAUACAACAUGUUUUUGGCAAUCAUACUUCUACUGUUUGGCACGGGGCAAACCCAGAGAACCAGUUCUGAUUUUAUGAUGCAGUAUUUUCAGAGACAACUACAACAGCUGGAGGGACGAAUGAUCAGAUGUGAGCAGGACUUCCAGCAGUUCAGUCAAAGGAUGUACGACAUGUCCAAGGAGAUACACGGCCAAACAAAUAGGAUGAAUGUGUUAAGAUCAGAGGUCAAAGAUCAUGUGGACACCGUAGCUAUGCGCUUGGAUCGCUUGGAAAGGGAUGUGGAAUACCUGCACAAUAAUAUUCCUGACACAGCUCAUAUUGAGAUUGAGGACUCACUGCUCGACCAACAAGUUAAAGAGGCCAAACAUAAAAAGACGGCUGGAAUUCCCAAAGACAAAGAUUGCAGUUCUGAGGUCACGGGUAUCAAGUCCCUAAAAAUUGUAAAGAAGGCUGGCGACAUCGCUGGAUCCUGGAUGAAGGAUCCAACUAAGGGUUCUUCUAAGAUUUACUUUUUUAGUGGCACUAAAAACAGUACACUUUUGGCGUAUGCCUCUUUGAAGACUUUCACGGACACAAACUCUACCAAAAAGACCGAAGUCAUCCAUCUUCCUUUCCCUUGGCAUGGAACAGGCCAUGUGGUCUAUAACGGCUUUGUAUACUACCACCGUGCCGACACCAAGAACGAGAUCCUGAAGGUCCACCUCAGUAACCGCACGGUGACAGAUCGAUUGUUGCUCCCUGCGGCUGGACUGAUGCCUGUAUAUUCCCUCAACCCUCACACCCUGCUGGAUCUCGCUUGGGAUGAAAUGGGCCUAUGGUCGAUCCACGCAGACCCGGACUUUGGCGACAACUUGGUGAUCACCAAGCUGGACCACAGCAGUCUGGCUGUGGAGCACACCUGGGAUACCAACUGCAACAGCCGUGAAGCAGAAGCAGCUUUCAUGGUCUGUGGGACUUUGUAUGUGGUCUACAACUCUAACUCUGUUGGGAGGUCAAGCAUCCAGUGCGUGUUUGAUAUUCACGAUACCAUCUACACUGAGAGCACCCCAAUGCUUUUCUUCCCAAAGCGUUACACCAGCCACUCCGCUUUACGUUACUACCCCAAGGACAAACAGCUCUAUGCAUGGGAUGAUGGCUAUCAAACCAUUUAUAAGUUAGAUUUUAACAAAGUCACAACAACCUAAGUGGAACAAAGUCUUCAUGGUGCAAUCCUGUAUUCAGUUUUAUAAUCACAUAUAAUCUGUUUUUAAUAUAAUAAACCUCAUUUUUCUUG
Molecule: messenger RNA, 2049 nt
Organism: Misgurnus anguillicaudatus (oriental weatherfish)
Lineage: Eukaryota; Metazoa; Chordata; Actinopteri; Cypriniformes; Cobitidae
Gene: olfml1
Product: olfactomedin-like 1
Biological process (GO): signal transduction
Source: RefSeq, a predicted model, not a curated record